Messenger RNA from Melanaphis sacchari, 766 nucleotides. RefSeq names its product translocator protein. Lineage: Eukaryota; Metazoa; Arthropoda; Insecta; Hemiptera; Aphididae. The coding region runs from base 254 to 766 and encodes 170 amino acids. The transcript is spliced from 5 exons. Gene Ontology annotation, cellular component: mitochondrial outer membrane. The record is from RefSeq and is a predicted model, not a curated record.
AAUGCACAGUAUUGUUUAUACAUACAGAUAAAAUUUAUUUACUAAGAUUAUCACUCAAGAGUACACACUUGAACAUAAUAUGGCACCAAUUAAUAAGAUACUCUAUACUUCUUAAUGAACUCCAUUUGACCAUUUCAUUGUUUUGAAUUUUCACUAAAUAAUGAUAAGGCGGCUAUCUGGUAUAAUUUUAUAUCUCUGAAGACUGAAUAUUUUCUGUAGUUCCUAGGUACUAUUAAAUUAACAUCCUUAAAUAAUGUGCAAAAUCACAAUACCUUGGAUUCCUAUAACAUUCACAAUAACUCCUAUGAUAGGUGGUUUCAUUGGAGGUAUUUUUGUUCGCAAAAAUAUUAAAGGAUGGUAUGAGACAUUAAAUCGACCAUCCUGGAGACCUCCAAAUUAUAUGUUUGCACCAGUUUGGACUACUUUGUAUUUAGGAAUGGGAUAUGCGUCAUACAUGGUAUACCGCAGUGGAGGUGGAUUUAAUGGUGACGCAAAAAUUCCUUUGGCAUUGUACGGAUCACAAUUAAUUUUGAAUUGGGCAUGGUCACCUUUGUUCUUUGAGUUUCAUCAGUUAAAAUGGAGUUUAGUUGAAAUUUGUGUUUUGUGGGCAAAUGUAGCUGGUUGCAUUGUAACAUUUCAUAAAAUAAACAAGGUGGCUAGUUAUUUUAUGAUUCCAUACUUAGGUUGGUUGUCAUUAGCAACAGCAUUAACAUAUAACAUAUAUAUAAAUAACCCUGAAAUAUCAGACAAAGUUAAUGAUGAAUAA